UUCCUCCUCUUGUCAUUAAUCUUCUCGUCCUCAAUAAAUAUUCACAUAUACGAUGACGGGAGCCUCCUGUUUCAGCAUCAUCUCCCUAUACGGCCGCUUCCUCCGCCGCUCUGUUACGGCGCCACCAUCCACUUCUGGGGUCCCCCCCGCGCCGCAACUUCCAAACCUCAGCUACUCCUCAUUCACGGCUUUGGGCCUCAGAGUGUAUGGCAGUGGCGGCAGCAAAUCUCCUUCUUCGCACGAGACUUCGACGUCUAUGUUCCGGACCUAGUAUUCUUCGGCGACUCCUUUACUAAGUCUCCCCAGAGGUCCGAGGUUUUCCAGGCGACUUGCCUCGUCAAACUCCUCGAAAAGCUCGGGAUUCGUAGUUACUCAAUAGUGGGGACGAGCUACGGAGGAUUCGUGGCGUACCGCAUGGCGGCUAUGUGGCCGGAGAGGGUGGAGAAGGUGGUGAUCGCCAGCUCUGCAGUGAACAUGCGGCCGGGCGACAACGAGCGUCUGCUGAAGAAAGCAAAUGUGGAGAAGAUUGAGGAUUUGAUGAUGCCGGCGAGUGCCCAACAGCUGCGGAAGUUACUUGACUUGGUUGUUUUCAGGCGUCCGUACAUUCCUGAUUUCUUCCUGAAUGAUCUCAUUGACAAAUUGUAUUCUGAAAAUAGGAAAGAGAAGCUGGAACUCUUGAAAGGAUUGAGCAUUGGACAGUCGCAGGAUCCUACUCUCACCAUACCUCCUCUUUCACAGGAAGUAUUGAUAGUGUGGGGAGAGCAUGACCAAAUAUUUUUAUUGGAGAGAGGCAUAGAACUGAAGACAAUUGUAGGUGGAGAAAAGGCAAGAUUACAAGUCAUAAAAAACACUUCACAUCUUCCCCAACUUGAACAACCAGCCCACUUCAACACCAUCCUCCACGAUUUCUUACAUGAUCUCUCAUGAUUUCAUCUACCUUUUUUUGUUUCUCGAGUAAAAACCAUAAUAAUCGAUCAAUGUAAAGGGAUCGGAGAUGAUGUGCUUUCUGUUUCUUAUAAGUUGCGUUCACUUAUUUUCGACCAA
This is a messenger RNA of Sesamum indicum (sesame), 1044 nucleotides long. RefSeq lists its product as uncharacterized. Lineage: Eukaryota; Viridiplantae; Streptophyta; Magnoliopsida; Lamiales; Pedaliaceae. The record is from RefSeq and is a predicted model, not a curated record.